CUCAAACCUGUUUCGAUGUGGGCAAAUGGCCGCGUCGUGGCGGUCGGCACUCAUCAGAAAGACUAAGAAAAAAGCAAAUUCUUGUGUUAAAGAUGUUGAGCAGGUGUUGAAGUAUUUUCAUGGUCUUAGGCCAGGAAUACAAGAAUAUACGUAUGAAAAUGGAAGACAAACAGAGUUAUUUGCCAUGGAGGGGACAAUUCCCAUCAAAAUAAAAGGUGUUACUUACAAUAUUCCAGUUUGUGUUCUGCUACAAGAGGGUCAUCCUGAAGUUGUGCCUCUGGUGUAUGUCAGACCAACAAGCUCAAUGGCAAUCAAAGUUUCACCUUAUGUUGAUGCAAAUGGCAAAGUUUAUCAUCCCUACCUUCAUAAAUGGAAUUAUAAAUCAAGUAAUAUCAAUACAUUACUUCAAGAACUGUGUAGAAUUUUUACACAGAAUCCACCAGUAUAUACAAUCUCAAGGGGACCUAGCAAUUCAAUCUCCCAACAAUCUCAGGGUAACGGUCAUCAAGAUGCCAGGCCAUCAGGGUCCUUGUGUCAGGAUCCCCCAGCUCAAGGCUCCAAAAGUGAUGAAAGCAAAAAGGAGUGUAUUAUAUGUAUGAGUAAGGAACCAAACAGUGUGCUGAUUCCAUGUGGCCACCUGGGAUUGUGCAUGGCUUGUGCCAGAGAGAUACAGAGGAACUCCAAACAAUGCCCAGUCUGCAGAAGUGUAAUUGAUCAAGUUCAUCAAGUCUAUGAAUCCUAGACAUAUCUGAAAAUAGAGUUAUUUUGGGUUUUUUUGUUACAUAGUUCAUGUUUGAAUGCUUACCUUACUGUCACAGGCUUCAUUUUGAAACAAUUUUAAAACAGAUGUAUUAGAUCAGAUACAAACAAGAAUCUUGUUAUGUUCCCCUCGUCAAAUUAGUAUAUCUGUAAGUUUACUAAAAAUGUAAAGAAAAACAAUUUUAAUUAUGGCUUCCAUUGGACACAUAGAUCUAUUUAACAGUAAUCACUUACGCAUUUUACUGAAAUAGGAAGGAAAAAUGGAAGUCAGUUUGUGAUCACUGUCAUCUUCAAAAAUUAUUUAAGAUGGGGAUCAGCUAAGAAUGACAGAGAGCUAGAUUAAGCUAAAUGAAUUAAAUUAGAAGUCAUUCAAUAAUUGAAUAGUCUUUUUUUAUGAAAGAGAUGAUUUAGGUGAACUAUAUGUGAUUAACCAACUGGAAAAAUUUUUUAAAUCUUUCUUAUUCCCUUGUAAAGUAUGCACAAAUUUUAUCCCCAUCAGCAAAAGAAAGUCAUUUACUAGAGAGUUUCUGAUUGUUUCUUUUUCAUUUUUUCCCCAUCUCCAUUUAAAAUCCUUAUUAGCCAACCAACUCCUUAAGUGUUUCUUCUGUCAAUAGCUGUGUAUUGACAUAAUUUUAUUUCUAGUAAUAUUUGUCUAUUUUAUGUGAGGCACUGUUCAUCAACAUGCUCAUAUUAAAAUGCAAUAAGGAAGCAAGCAAGCAAGCUUAAUCUGGGAUAAGGAUGGGUGUGCUUAUCAUAAGAAAUUUGAAUUUCUUUAAAAGGUAACAUGUGAUAGAGAUAGAGUUUUCUCCAUUGUUUAUUAUUAUUUUUCAAUGGACAGAAAUUUUUGUUUGCACCUUAAUAAUAUUAUUACUGUUAAUAAUAUUAUUAUUAACAUUACUGCGAGGAUCACUUUCAUUCACGUCUUUAUCUGCAGUUCAAAUAUAUGACUUUCAUAUAUUCUUAACUGUUUAAUAUUUUUUUGUGUUGUCUAGUGUUAGUGGCUUAUCUUGAAUGUUUGCUUAAUGUUGAGGGAUCAAGAGUAAGAACAAUUUAUUAAAUAUUGAUCAUAAACCAAGAAUGUUUGGUUAAGAUUGCUGGAUAUUAGACUAGUAUUUUUUAUUAUUAUUUUGUUAUCUCUUUUUUAUGGAGACUGACUUGGUAUCAAGGCCAAUAUCAAGCUAGAUCAAACAAAGUAUUUGUAACAUAAGCUAAAGAUUAUAUCACAGAAUUUAGCUUUCAAAAAAUCAUAGCUGGCAGUUCCAAGCUGGCAAAAAUUCAGGUGGCCAAUCAGGACAAAGGAUUCUUUUUAUUUUCUCUCUCCUUAGAGUCACAAAUAGAAUGAACAAAUUGAGGUUAUUUUAUAACUAACUUGAUUUAAGAAUUAUUGUAGAAUACAGAAGUAAUGGAGCCAUAAGCUCCUUAAAGUAAUAUUUCUGUCCUUACAUAGAAUUAAAAGAAACGUUUUCUCUGUGCUAUUAUCUAUUUCCAGUUUGUGAUAUGGAGUGC
Molecule: messenger RNA, 2265 nt
Organism: Pocillopora verrucosa
Lineage: Eukaryota; Metazoa; Cnidaria; Anthozoa; Scleractinia; Pocilloporidae
Product: tumor susceptibility gene 101 protein
Biological process (GO): endosome to lysosome transport; protein transport; protein modification process
Cellular component (GO): ESCRT I complex
Molecular function (GO): ubiquitin binding
Source: RefSeq, a predicted model, not a curated record